AUGGGUAGUACUUGCUGCUAAUAAAUUGCUAAUGUAUUCAAUAAUGAUAUUCAUCCUAAUGAGGAAGGCCAAGAAGAAAAUAUAGAGCCUCGAACUAAUGAGAUUCAAAACAAUUCUAUUUAUUAAAUUGAAGUUACUUUGAGCAAAUUGGAUACCAAUUUACAGUAAUUAAUCAUUUUAAGAGAAAAGAUACGUUAGCAUACUAAUAAUUAAUAAAAUCCUAAUGAUUAAAUAUGUAAUUUUCCUACUAAAAUAGAUAAUCUUUCCAAUAAAAUAAGUGAUUCUAUUAAUAAUAUCAUUUCUUAUUCCAAAAUGAUCAUGGAAGAUGAAAAUAGAAACUAUUAUUCUGAAAUUUAAAUCAAUCAAAUCAAUAAUUUUGCAAAUCAAAUUUAAAAUUCUGCUAUUAUUAUGGUUGAUAGCUUUGCUAGAGGAAUCAGUUCAUCUAACUAUUCCAACGAAUUAGUCAGCUAUCUUCAAGUUGAAGGACCUUUUAGUAUAAAAAAUAGUAACAAAACAAAUGGUUAAUAGAAUCAAUCAGAAACCUUCAUAUAGACAAAUAUUUUAUCAACUGGAGCUAGAUUUUGA
Messenger RNA from Paramecium tetraurelia, 585 nucleotides. RefSeq lists its product as uncharacterized. NCBI's taxonomy places the organism in Eukaryota, Ciliophora, Oligohymenophorea, Peniculida, Parameciidae. The transcript is spliced from 2 exons. The record is from RefSeq and is a predicted model, not a curated record.